Molecule: messenger RNA, 1251 nt
Organism: Alternaria atra
Lineage: Eukaryota; Fungi; Ascomycota; Dothideomycetes; Pleosporales; Pleosporaceae
Exons: 3
Coding region: 1-1251 (416 amino acids)
Source: RefSeq, a predicted model, not a curated record
AUGAGUCCCAUACCCGAUAUGCGAUGGCAGGAGCAUGAAGUGGUACCCAAGCCCAGUGACCCGGAGGAACUCAUACUGGAAGCAUGGGCGCAGGGCUAUCUGGUUGGGUCGCUCAUCAUUAUGAGCUUCAUCACGCUGGCGAACAUGAGGCGAGGCGUGCUGUUGCACAAGUUGAUUCUACUUGAACUUAUCCUCGGUAUAUGGCAAGGAUUCUGGUUAUUCUUCCCUAGUCCAGUCCACGCGUGGUGGCUAUCCGUCGCUGCCAUCUUCCUAAAUGCUUCAUGGUCUCUGCAUAAUGUCAUUGCCUGGAUGAAGAUUAAACCCUUCCUCUCGAAACCCGUCAGCUAUAUAUUCAUCGGCACUGUAAUUCUUGCUCAACCAUACUGGAUCGUGGAGAUAUACGCCAACUUCGCCUACUUCCAUGGAGUCAACAAGAUAUUCCUGUCUACACGACCAUACGAGGCGCUAUGCCGUGAUCCUUGGUGGAUCUUCACCACCAUCUAUCUCUUCUGGGUCAUCAAGACCCAAUACGAACUGAGCCUCAAGGAAAUCAUCCGCAUCUCGCCGCGUUUCGGUAUCAUGCUGUUAUCCAUGUUGCUCAGCAUAAUCUUCAUCAUCCUAGACAUUCUUACCGUCACCAGAGCUAUUGGCCUUCCAGGAGCUACAGGCAUCAAUCCCUUCUGGAAGUUUGCAUUCGUCUUCAAGUGUCUGACAGACUCUGUGGUCCUCGAUGACUUCAAGGUGGCGCUCGACCGCUUGCGAGCUUUCAGGAUCAGUCGGCUGGGUAGCUUUUCGGGUGACAUGAGCGACAGUCGGAGUCGCCCCGACAACAACCUCGUUGCUACAUGGGAAGAGAUGGAGAGGGAAGCGAAUGCGCUCCAAAAUGUGCGCAGCCCGGACGGCGACUACAUACACCCCAGCAACUACCCAUACAAACCCAAGCGCGCGCGAAGACCUCACAAAGACUCGGUCAUGUUCCCCAAUCAAUCGGAUUACCGAGAUUCCAAUGCUGGAUUGGAGCCGGAGGAUAUCGUACCCAGUGCGUUGGGUGAUGGUCCGAUCAAUGCGGCGAAUGCACAACCCGUGCAAAAGAAACAACACCAGUUUAUCGAUGACAUGGUCAAUCACAACAGGAGAGAUCUGGUUGCUGAGAACGACUAUGCUGAGGCGAUGAGGGACAUGCAGCGAGAUAGUGUCUCUACACCUCGUCGAAUAAGCGAAUCUCCCCGUCGACUCGCACCGCCGGGCUGA